Messenger RNA from Cutaneotrichosporon cavernicola, 1206 nucleotides. RefSeq lists its product as uncharacterized. The coding region runs from base 1 to 1206 and encodes 401 amino acids. Gene Ontology annotation, cellular component: mitochondrion. The transcript has 4 exons. Lineage: Eukaryota; Fungi; Basidiomycota; Tremellomycetes; Trichosporonales; Trichosporonaceae. The record is from RefSeq and is a predicted model, not a curated record. Gene Ontology annotation, biological process: lipoate biosynthetic process. Gene Ontology annotation, molecular function: 4 iron, 4 sulfur cluster binding; lipoate synthase activity.
AUGCUCCUCACCUCGGCCCUCGACACCGCCCGAACAGCGUCCGCACGACGCCUCAUCGCCCGUGCCGCGACCGCCAGCUCGUCGCGAUGCCUCGCCACAGCGACCGACGGCGCGCCAGAGGCCACGCCGAAGCGGCGAUUCCCCAAACUCGACGACGGGUUGACGUUGGGUGACUUUGUCUCUGGCGAGCCCCUGCCGGACCCUGAGUCCCCCUCUGACGAUCGGUCUGACUUCUGGCCCCGUCUGCCGUCCUUCCUGAAGCACCCGAUCCCGCGCGGCAAGUCGUACACUUCCAUCAAGCAGGACCUGCGCGGCCUCGGCUUGCACACUGUGUGCGAGGAGGCCAAGUGCCCUAACAUCGGCGAGUGCUGGGGUGGCGGCAAGGGCACGGCGACUGCCACCAUCAUGCUCAUGGGUGACACGUGCACGCGUGGCUGCCGAUUCUGCUCGAUCAAGACGUCGCGCGCGCCGCCUCCGCUGGACAUCCACGAGCCCGAGAACACGGCCGAGGCCAUCUCGCGCUGGGGUCUGGGGUACAUUGUCCUGACGUCUGUUGACCGCGACGACCUCGUCGACGGUGGUGCGGCGCACAUUGCCAGCACGAUUAGCAAGAUCAAGCAGAAGGCGCCAAAGAUCCUUGUCGAGGCGCUCACCCCUGACUUUGCAGGCAAGGGCGAGGAGACGAUUGCGAUGGUCGCGACUUCGGGCCUCGACGUGUUUGCGCACAACGUCGAGACGGUUGAGCGGUGCACGCCGUUUGUGCGUGACCGCCGCGCCAACUUCCAGCAGUCUCUUGACGUUCUCAUCACUGCCAAGCGUUCGGCCGAGGCUGCCGGCAAGGAGAUCCUCACCAAGACUUCUAUCAUGCUCGGCGUUGGCGAGCACCCGGACGAGAUUACGGAGGCGCUCAAGCGUCUCCGUGAGGCCGAGGUUGAUGUGGUCACGUUCGGCCAGUACAUGCGCCCGACCAAGCGUCACAUGAAGGUCGACCGGUAUGUCGAGCCCGACGAGUUUGCCAAGUGGAAGCAGGUUGCCGAGGAGAUGGGCUUCCUUUACGUCGCGUCGGGUCCUCUGGUUCGCUCGUCCUACAAGGCUGGCGAGUUCUUCAUCGAGAAUGUCCUCAAGAAGCGCCGUGCGGCGGCUGCUGAGCGCGCCACGGCCGAGCUCUCUGCCGCCGGUGCCAAGGCCGACGAGGUCUCUGUCUAG